Messenger RNA from Phytophthora megakarya, 2097 nucleotides. Lineage: Eukaryota; Oomycota; Peronosporomycetes; Peronosporales; Peronosporaceae. The record is from the annotation of a GenBank genome assembly.
AUGCCGGACCAGGCCACCGAUCGGACGGGCACCAAAGAUAUCAAGACAGAGGAUCGGACUGGCAUCAAGGAUAUCGAGCCGAAAGCGGAAAAUCAAACCCAGAUCCGACUCGAUCAAGGCCAGAUCAAACUCGAUCCCGAUGCAAUACCCCCGAUCUGUCAUACUGAGAGCGUCGAACAACGAGAUCCGCCGACGAAAGGACCCGCAGCGACCAACUCACAGGAUGCCGAGGACGAGGUGGAGAUAUACUACCAUGACAGCGGCGAUCUCUCACCGGAAGAUCUGGAAGGAAACUUAGCCGUCCUCCCCGAGAUCCCGAUCUCGACGACCGCGAAGGUCAGCAUCGAAGAUCUGCAGGGCCUCCUGGCCGCCGAGAUCAUCCGACCCUCGACACCACCAUGGGCCUCACCGAUCGUGAUUGUUCGUAAGAGUAACGGUGUGGAUAUCAGGUUGUGCAUUGAUUACAAGAUGGUAAACAGCCUCACGAGGCUGAUGGUCUACCCUAUGCCCUUGAUCAGUGAUCUGCUAGAAGAUCUGGAUAAAGCGCUAUGGUACUGCUCGCUAGACAUGGCCAGCGGUUUCUGGGUCGUGCCCAUGACGGAUCGGGCUCGCGAGAUCUCAGCAUUCAUUACUCCGUUUGGACUAUUCGAAUGGAGCCGCAUGCCUUUUGGUCUGAAGAAUGCCCCACAGAUUUAUCAACGCCUCGUAGACAACGCGCUGUAUGGAUUUUUGGAGAUCUCACGAUCCGGCGACGCUGGCGCCACUACGGAUGUGUUCCAGACCGGGAUCGUGGACGAUCCUGAUCGCGAGUCGGUGCUGGGUCGGAGAUCCUACAUCGACGAAAUCAUGAUCGCAGCAGAAUCGUGGGACCAAAUGUGCCGAAGAGCGGAGGAUCUGUUGGAGGCUUGUGAUAAGUGGAAUUUGUCGAUCAGUGUGGCCAAGAGUUUUUGGGGCAUGGAUAAGGUAGGAUAUCUGGGACAUCGAGUGUCGAUCGGAGGUUUGGAAGCGAGCCCGAUGGAAGCGAGCCCGAAAGACCUGAAAUCGUUGACCGAUCUGCCGUUCCCCGGAUCUCUGCGAUCUAUGCAGUCAUUCCUGGGCAGCCUAAAUUACUACAGCCGAAUUAUCGAAUAUUAUGCAAUUUAUGCCUCGGUACUCUACGAAUUACGUGAAAUGGAGUUUACAGAACUGGAGAAACGGUCAGAUCUGAGGGAGAUCUUGGACCGGAAUGACCCGAUCCCCCGAGAUCACGACCCAACAGAAUUGAAUGGACGAGAGGCGCAUAGGGCCUUCACCGCCCUGAAAACCAAGAUCGCGACGACCCCAGUCCUCCGCCAUUUCGACGAGACGAGAACGCCGGGUCGCCUGGGACAAUGGUCUGCCCUCCUGGCCCCAUGGACACUCGAGAUCACGAAAUGUUCGAAGGGUGAAGAUGAGAUACUGGGGGCGAUCGCGGCCAGCAUCACGCCGAGGGCGAAGAUCGACGAUGCUCUGACCGAGAUCGCUCCCCGGAAAGAAGCAAAACGCCGGAUCCAAACUGCGAUCGUGUGGAGUCUUCCCGGAUGGGAGGUGGUCAAGGCCAGAUCAGGCUAUCUCGAGAGCCUCACCGUGAACGAAGCCGAGUAUAACGGCUUGAUCCUGGGACUCGACAUGAUAGAUGGUUUAGUUCGCAGGCGCCUGGUGAUCUGCGGGGAUUCUAACCUAGUGGUCCGACAAGUACGGGGUGAGAUCGAUUGUAAGGCACCCGAACUGACGCUAUUGAAGCGGAAAGCGCUCGGUCGCCUGAGGAAAUGGAAUGACCAUGAGUUGGUUCACGUCAAGAGGGACUGGAACGGAAGUGCCGACAGUCUAGCAAGCGCCGCUUUGCAACGACAAAGGGGGAUCGAGGUCCAGGCGACACCCGGGUACCAGGAGCUGGUUACCCUGAACCGGUUAGACGCGAUCUUGAUCCCCAAGACCGAGAAUCCAGUGGUUCGAGUCGCCGCGGUGACCACGCGAGCUGGUCGAGCAAGAUCACCGGCGGGGGUCAUGGAUGAGGGUUUGAUCCGCGAAAUCCUAGUCGAUCGGAUAAAGAGGAAGAAGUCAGGGUCGCUGGCAUGA